Molecule: messenger RNA, 2143 nt
Organism: Sesamum indicum (sesame)
Lineage: Eukaryota; Viridiplantae; Streptophyta; Magnoliopsida; Lamiales; Pedaliaceae
Product: ent-kaurene oxidase
Biological process (GO): gibberellin biosynthetic process
Cellular component (GO): endoplasmic reticulum; chloroplast outer membrane
Molecular function (GO): heme binding; oxidoreductase activity, acting on paired donors, with incorporation or reduction of molecular oxygen, NAD(P)H as one donor, and incorporation of one atom of oxygen; ent-kaurene oxidase activity
Source: RefSeq, a predicted model, not a curated record
ACUCUAAUUAAGUGCGAAAAGGAGACUCGUCGCUCUCUCUCCUGCUCUAACUUCCGCAAAAGCUCUUGCGUUAUCGAACUUGUUACUUUGCAAUACACCUCAUAUUUAUAGCCAUUACCAGUUGUUAAAGCUAAUCAAUCCCAUUGUUACUGAUCAAAGGUAAAAAAGGAAAAGCUGGCAGACGUGAUUAAGCCCACAUACAUCUAUAUAUAUUAUAUUCGAUCCACGGCCUGUAGUUGAGGAAACGACGAGUUCCUCAAUCCAACAGCUUCUCAAGUUUUUCAAAGACUCUUCAUCGUUUUUGGUGUCUUUCGUCUGGGAAUAUUGUGGGAGCGAACAUGGUAUCAAUCAGCUUUCCAUGAAUACCAAGGGGUAAAGAAAAUAUAUGUACUGGAACCUUCAAGAUUCCCUUUUUCUUCCGCCUGAAAAACUAUAAUCUGGGCAUCAAUGGAUACGCUUCUGAAUCUUCAAGCUCUGCCCGCGGGAGCUGCAAUAGGAGGCCCGGCUGUUGCUCUUGGUGGGAUUACUUUGUUUCUCAUCAGAAAGUAUGUGGAGGAUCAGAAGAAGAAAUCUUCCAGCUUCCGUCCUCCUCCAGAGGUACCAGGUUUACCAGUGAUUGGGAAUUUGCUGCAACUAAAAGAGAAGAAACCCCACAAGACCUUCACCAAAUGGGCUGAGGAGUAUGGUCCCAUAUAUUCUAUCAAGACUGGCUCCAACACUAUGGUUGUGCUUAACACGAAUGAUGUUGCCAAGGAGGCUAUGGGAACGAAAUACUCGUCUAUCUCAACACGGAAGCUAUCAAAUGCUCUAAAAAUCCUCACUUGUGAUAAAAGUAUUGUUGCAAUGAGUGAUUAUAACGAAUUUUACAAGACAGCAAGAGGACAUCUACUUACGAGUACUCUUGGACCUAAUGCUCAGAAACGGCAUCGUAUUCACAGGGAUACGAUGAUAAAUAACAUAUGCGAACAAUUUCAUGCUCAUGUGGAAAUGUAUCCUUCUGAAGCUGUCAACUUCAGGAAAAUAUUCCAGUCUGAACUUUUCGGAUUAUCUCUGAAACAAGCUAUUGGAGAGGAUGUGAAAUCGAUUUAUGUGGAGGACCUUGGCACUACUUUGUCGAGACAAGAGAUAUUCAAGAUAUUAGUAAUUGACCCAAUGGAAGGUGCCAUUGAUGUGGAUUGGAGGGAUUUCUUCCCGUAUCUCAAAUGGAUUCCUAACAAAAGCUUUGAAAAUAAAAUUCAGCAGAUGCAUUUCCACCGGCAAGCUGUGAUGAAAGCCCUUAUUGAGCAGCAGAGAAAACGUAUUGCUUCUGGCACGGAAAUCAACUGCUAUCUCGACUACUUGUUAUCCGAAGCAAAAACGUUAACGGAACAACAGAAAUUGAUGCUUCUGUGGGAAGCCAUUAUUGAAGCAUCAGAUACUACGUUAGUCACCACAGAAUGGGCCAUGUACGAGCUCUGUAAAGAUCCCCAAAGACAGAAACGUCUGUUGUUGGAAGUUCAAGAUGUCUGUGGUCCCGACAAACUUACUGAGGAGAAACUGUGCCAACUUCCAUACUUGGCUGCAAUUUUCCAUGAAACAUUGAGAAAGCACAGCCCUGUUCCAAUAGUUCCUCUACGGUAUGUGCAUGAAGAUGCACAAUUAGGAGGAUAUAACAUCCCAGAAGGCACUGAGAUAGCUAUAAAUAUAUACGGAUGUAACAUGGACCAGAGAGUGUGGGAAAGUCCCGACGAAUGGAAGCCUGAGAGGUUUCUCAAUGCAAAAGACAAUACAGCGGAAUUGCACAAGACAAUGGCCUUUGGUUCUGGAAAGAGAGCAUGUAUGGGAGCCCUCCAAGCAAUGUUAAUUUCUUGUGUAGCGAUCGGUAGAUUCGUACAGGAGUUUGAAUGGAGACUGAAGGAAGGAGAAGAAUCAAACGUCGAUACCUUGGGGCUGACUACUCAUAAGCUUCAUCCUUUGUUUACCAUCAUAAAGCCAAGAAAUUGAUAAGAUGAUGUUUUUCAGUCACCGCAUACUAUCUCUUCUGUAUGAACUUCCGAUACAGGGCUAUAGGCCUUUUUGUGGAGUUUAUGAAUCUGUUUGAUGUGUUCUUGUGGAAAGUUCGAAGUAUAAUUAUGAUGAUGUUUGAAUUCAGUUGAGAGCUUCA